AUGUUAGGUGUUGUUGAUUAUGGCAGUUCUUCAGAAGGCAGCGAUAUGGAAACAAAUGAGGAUAAACCUCUGCGUAAGUUGAUUUUAUAUUACUGUUACAUUUUUAGGAAUCUACAUGCAAAUAUACAAUGCGUCAUUGCUUUAAAAACUAAAAGGAAAGAAUACAAAAUAAUAUUAUAGGUAAAGGAGUUCUAAAUCUUCCUCCAGUCGUUCCGAAACCGAAAAUCAAGAAGAAGAUCGUGGUUGGAGAAGAUAGGGUUGUUCAGGAGAAGCGGGAUUGGGAGAAGAAGAUGGCUGAGCAAAUGGAUAAGGAUAAAGAGUUUGUACGCAAAACUGUGAAUGAGAAUACAAAGAAGAAGAUUGUCUUACCGUUUGCUAAGGUUCCUAAUGGGUCAAAGGCUGAAUCGGACGAUGAAGAUGUCGCUGUAAGUAUAUCUACAUUACUUUUUAUUAUGGUUUAGUUGAAAAUGUGUUUUAAGCGUUCUGUCUACAUUUAUAAAAGUUUCAGACAAAACCAAAGCUUCCAAAACCAUCGUUCAAGUCAGAACUGCUCAAAAUCUUACCUCAACCCAAGAAUCCGGUAAAGAAAGCUGCUCCAUCUUCUAAAGCCGCUUCUGUUAUGUUACCAUCGUCGAUUACAAGGAAGAAACCGGAGAAAAGACCAUUGGAACAGGAAGUUUUACCAGUUAGAACCGAUAUUGUAGAAGGAUAUUCGGAUUCUGAUAACGAAGAAGAUGCAGAAGACUUCUUUGGGUUCAAUUCGAAACAAGCUGAAGUACCAUCUGUACCAAUAGUUGAAGAAGAACAAUUGAGUGCACCAAAAGCUCGAGUCUACAUUGAUGAACAAGCUCCAGGGCCAUCAUUUCCAGCUCCUGAUGCUGAGACUGAUUACAGUAUGAAUGCUGAUUUGGAAGAGAAGUUGCUGGGAAGACGGAAUAUCACGGACGAGGUAAGAGCAAUUGACUUUUUGUUUUGGUUUUAGGUUAAUUUAAAGUUGGUCUUGUAAAUGAAGAUAUAGUUGGUAACAAGGUCUGGUUUACAUAAUUUUUUAAUGUAAAAAUAAGUAAAAACAUUUAUUUCUAGGAAGCACAAGCUUUAAUCUACCAAAAAGAGCUAGCGCCAUGGGGUGCUACAGAUCGUGGAGCUCGAGAAGCUGUAUUGAACAUUGUGGAUGUCAGUGUUGAUCAGGUAAUUAUUAAUCUGUUCUUUUAAUAGUUUCACGCUUUAAUGUUUAAAAAUUUUUUGAAAUUUUACGUUAGACUGAAACGUUUCUACUAUGUUUUUAAAAGCUUCCCUAGAGAUUAAUUAUGGAUGAACUUAGGUCUUGUUUUGUCUCUCGAGGUAGAUGUUACCUAUAAGCAUAUAUUUACAGACCUUAGGCCCUAACGUUCGCGAAACCCUUCUACGGAAUUUGGAUCAGAAGAAUGCAGUGGCGACACCUCUACCCCAGGUUAAGGACUCGGGAGAUCGGAUGGCGAAGUCGAAACAUCAAAUCACACAUUUGGCAAAAGUUGCCGUUGCUCGUGAAACCCAAUUGCAACAACAAUGGGCCGACAGUAAAGCACAGAAGCGACAAACUAGACAGAAAUACGGUUUCUAA
Molecule: messenger RNA, 1600 nt
Organism: Bursaphelenchus okinawaensis
Lineage: Eukaryota; Metazoa; Nematoda; Chromadorea; Rhabditida; Aphelenchoididae
Source: the annotation of a GenBank genome assembly